Messenger RNA from Exophiala bonariae, 2835 nucleotides. RefSeq lists its product as uncharacterized. The record is from RefSeq and is a predicted model, not a curated record. The transcript has a single exon. Gene Ontology annotation, molecular function: protein binding. NCBI's taxonomy places the organism in Eukaryota, Fungi, Ascomycota, Eurotiomycetes, Chaetothyriales, Herpotrichiellaceae. Gene Ontology annotation, cellular component: NuA4 histone acetyltransferase complex. Bases 1 to 2835 code for a protein of 944 amino acids.
AUGCCUUCUUUAAAAUCCUACACCCCUUAUGAAACGCUCUCUUUAUGCCAAUCUCUUGCUCAUCGUGGCCUCGAUGCAGCCGCCUUCGAAGAUAUUUCUACUGCUUUGAAUGCAAACCAGCUUAUUCGCGAAAACCAGACCUAUGAUGAAAGUCGACUCACUGCGGUCGCACUUCAAGGCCUUUACAAUGACCUGCUGCUCGCAGAAAAGCAGGGCGAUGGCCCGAUAGUGAAUGGUGACAAUAGCGGAAGUGCUAGCAAUCCCAAGAAACGGAAGUUGUCGCCUUCACCAUCACCCUCCAGCAACGACGGCAUCUCUGAUGAGAAACAUUUACAGACUUUGGUCGAAAAGUUGUAUGCCCAAUUCAGGGAACAAGCCAUCAGGGAGAUUCGACAGGAUGAAGUCGUCUACGAAGGUAUCCAGUCUACUAUGGCCGAUCUUGAAAAAAGGGCAAAGGAUGAAGAACGGCAGCAACAGCAGGCUCGUGCUUUGGUGGACAAAGCCCAAGCCGACUAUGACCAUCAAAAGCGACUUGAAAGAGAAGCGUCCAAGGCCGCGCAGUCGCAAACAAGUCCGGAUCCUGCUGCAGCACAGCUCCAGGCUGAUCUGGCUGCCUCUCGAGCCGACCUGAGCACUCCACUGCUUUCGGCGCCCUCUCCACACGAAAGGAAACCCUCACCGGUCCCUACGCGAACAGUACAGCAGCAGUCUUUUGUGGCCUCAAAGUCACCCGCUCCCUCGACACCGAGUGCACAUUCAGCAAAGUCCUCUGUCGAGCCUGUGGCCAGUCGGCCAUCGCAACCGCCAUCGCAACCACAAUCAACAGGAGCGACGCCUAGUCAGCAUCUAUCACCGGGGUCGUUUCAGCGAAAUGUUCCCAUACCAUCACCUCAGCGACCCAAUUAUGUAUCAAUCAAUCCACAACACUUCCAACCUGGGCCGCAGGGGCAUCCAGUGCCGUUGAUGCCUCCUCUUGCUGGGAUGCCUCACAUGCCUCCACCCACAGAAUUUCCAAGCCAGAAACGCUCGAGCUCAGCAUCUGGUCAAGGUCGAGGAUCGCCAAUGCCUAUACCACCUCCACAACAAUUCCCUGGUUAUCCUGGAUACUCGCAGGGUCCCUGGCCUCCCCAGAUACCGCCUCAACAUCAAUACCCGCAUCAGCACCAGCAAUCGCCGCAGUAUCCGAAUCCACCGUACUAUCCACCUCCCACAAGUGGCCGCCCGGGAAUGCCAUAUCAAACGCCUCAUCAUCCACCAUACCAGCAAUAUCCUCAAAGUGCUCCAAUCCAUUAUCAAGGCCAACCUCAUCCUCAUAGUUGGGUUCCACCACCCAACCAACCCUUCUAUCCGUAUCCCAGUUCAGCAAAUGUCACCCCAUUACCACGUUCUGACUCCAAACGUUUGAUGUCACGUGGACGCUCCUCUACUCCUUGGAAGAAACGUACAGACCAACAGCAGAAUAUGCGGCCAUCAUCACCAGUCCGACCAGAAAGGGAAGUUAGUCCUCUGACUGAUACGGAAUCUCCCACACGACCUAGUAAGCCAAGGAAGAAGUCGCCUUUCAAAAUGGAGCAGAAGACGGAUGAGAAUCCUCCUUCGGUACAGGACAGCUUGGCACCUAGAGGGAGGCAAGCUGCAAGUGCCACUCCUUCAGCUUUUGCUGGUUCAAGGUCUCACUCGAUAGCCUCGAGAACUUCUGAAACACCAACAGAGCGGCGGAUAAGAGGUCGCUCAAGCCAGAAGAUCAAAGCCGAACCACCCAGGACACCUGCCCCCAUGGUCUCCGACUCGGAGCAGCCACAAAAAUCUUCUGGGCGGCGAGGUAGGCCGAGAAACACGACUCUAUCGUCGUCGAAUCCCGAUGCGCAAGCACCAACACCAGCAGCAACGACGAAUAAACGCAAACGAUCUCCUGCGUAUGAUUCGGUAACACCUUCACUGCCUUCACCAGAGCGGCAUGUGGCUCCGCACCAGCCGGUACAUGAUUCAUCUCUCGUGAUUGUGUCGAAGAACUUCACCAAAACAUCGCUUCUCUUGUUAAAUGAUAUCAUCUCCCACAAAUUGGCCGGCAUAUUUGCUAAAGCUUUAUCCGAGCGAGACGCGCCAGGAUACAAAGAUCUUGUGCUCAGGCCACAGGAUCUCAAAAGUAUCAAGGCAGCCAUUAGCAAGGGCGGAAAAGCGGUUCAUGCUGCUAUUGAAGCUUUUGAGGAAGCCAACAGUAGUGGGGAAGAGACACCCACGGAGAAUGCUUCUGGUGCAGUUAGGGGGGGUCGAGUUGGCUCGCUCGGGAAUGGAUCGUAUAUGGUUCCAACAUCGGAAGACCUUGUGCCACCCAAAGGAAUCGUCAACUCUUCGCAACUCGAAAUGGAACUCGUGCGAAUGUUUGCCAAUGCAGUGAUGUUCAACCCGCUCCCCAGUUCAGAAAGAGGAUUCGGUCGAUCUCUUCGGCUGAGAAAGAGUGGAGGUGAUGUAGUACCGAAACGCGAGGAAAGCACCGACACAGAUACAGAGUCCUCGAGCGAAGACUCGGAUGAUUCACCCAACGCUGAAGAUGGGAUCAUUUCAGAUGCGCGAGAAAUGUUUGAGGACAUACUCGGUCGUGUGAGCAAGUGGCGCGAAUUGGAAGCAGAAAGAAUGGGUAAUGACGAAUCAAAUGGAGCCAAGGGUACGCAUCCGUCGCUGAUCACACAUGGAAGCGCAUCUGCUAGUGCCAGACAUUCUAGUGUAAGUUCGGCAGUCAAUGAAGAUGACGCGGGUGGUGAAACGGCUUCAACUCCUGUGGCGACGUCCUUGACGGGCACAGCAAGGAAGAGGCGACGAAUUGCGGACGCAUGA